Messenger RNA from Diachasma alloeum, 1566 nucleotides. Its product is annotated as methyl farnesoate epoxidase. Gene Ontology annotation, biological process: xenobiotic metabolic process. Gene Ontology annotation, cellular component: cytoplasm; intracellular membrane-bounded organelle. The record is from RefSeq and is a predicted model, not a curated record. Lineage: Eukaryota; Metazoa; Arthropoda; Insecta; Hymenoptera; Braconidae. Gene Ontology annotation, molecular function: heme binding; iron ion binding; oxidoreductase activity, acting on paired donors, with incorporation or reduction of molecular oxygen, reduced flavin or flavoprotein as one donor, and incorporation of one atom of oxygen. The transcript has 8 exons. Bases 1 to 1497 code for a protein of 498 amino acids.
AUGUGGCUUAUUUCAGCGAUUUUAAUAGUUUGUGUGAUUAAAGUAUUGGUUGAUUGGUACAGACCCAAAAAUUUUCCUCCAGGACCUCGUGGAUUACCGUUUGUCGGGAAUAUUUUGGACGUACAGAAUUUAGUAAAACAGACUGGUUCCCAUGGAAUCGCGUGGUGUCAGUUGGCGAAGCAAUAUGGCUCCGUCGUGGGACUGCGUCUGGGCCUGGCAGAUCCGCUGAUCAUCGUUUCCGGCCGGGAGGCCGUUAUGGAGAUGCUAGGGCGACAGGAGUUCGACGGCAGGCCGAAUGGCUUUAUAUUUGCUCACAGAACUAUGGGGGAGAGGCGAGGGGUUUUGUUUACUGACGGAAAAAUUUGGAAUGAUCAGCGAAGAUUCUCUUUGAGAAAUUUGAGAGAUUUCGGAUGGGGCACUCAAACGAUGGAGGAAUUGAUAUUAGAAGAUGCGGUGAACCUGAUAAAAGUUAUCGCCGAAGCUGCAAAAAAAGGAGUCAUCGAAAACUUGAGUCAAUUCACCUCUUUAGCAGUUCUUAACAGCAUUUGGUCUUUGAUUGGGGGUUUCAGGUACGACAUAUCAAAAGGCGACCCAAAAUUAGUAGAAACCCUAAAAAUGCUGAAUGCGGCUGUGAAAGAAUCUAGUGUCUCCGGCGGUUUGCUGAAUCAUCUCCCAUUUCUGAGGCACAUAGCACCCCAGUUCUCGGGUUACAAAGCCAUUACGGAAAGACUACGUCUUAUGUGGUCAUUCUUUGCCGACGAGGUAACAUCACACAAAGACACACGUCAGUCCGGGGUUCACAGGGACCUGAUCGAUGUGUAUCUAGAAGAGAUCGAGGCGAGGCAUGGGGACCCCACCUCAACAUUCAAUGAAAUGCAACUUGUGGCUCUUAUAAAAGACUUCUUCAGUGCUGGAGUCGACACAACGACCAAUAGCAUUGGCUUCGCCAUCGGAUACCUGGCGAUCACACCGGAAGUGCAAGAUAAAGUCCAGGAGGAAUUGGAUAGAGUAUUAGGAAGAGAGAAUUUACCAUCUGUAGCCGCUCGACCAUCGCUGCCUUAUAUGAAUGCAACACUCGCGGAGGUUCUGAGAUUGGCAAAUAUCGGACCUACUUCGAUUCCACACAGAGCUGUUGUGGACACUCAGCUCAAGGGCUAUGAUAUUAAGAAGGAUUCUAUGAUGCUGGCGAAUUUAAUGAGUGUCCAUCAGGACAAAGAGCACUGGGGUGAUCCCGACGUUUUUCGACCUGAGAGGUUUCUUGAUGAAAAUAAUCAGUUCAUUAAUGAUCCUUGGGUUGUCGCUUUCGGGGCAGGUCGAAGAAAAUGUUUGGGCGAAGGUCUGGCGAGAAAUAGUCACUUCCUCUUUGUCUCGUGUUUACUUCAGAAAUUCAACUUUUCACUUCCUCCGGGUCACAGUGCGCCCGCAAUGCAAGGAAUGGACGGUUUCACCCUCUCCCCGCCAGUUUUCGAUAUCAUCGUAACCCCCAGACCAUUGUAAUAGUAUUGUAAUAGUCAGACGCAUGUACUCUAUUUAUUCGUAUAAAAAGUUACAGCUUAGUGCUCUUGA